CUCAAUUUGAAGUUGAAAGUAAUGGGACUCCUAAUUUGGCCCUGAAUUCUUCUAGCUCAACUUCCUCGUCUGGUAGCUCACUAGAAGCUGCAGCUGAGGAUGAUUGUGGCAUUAACGGUAUUUGAGUCGUUUAGAGAAAGAAAGGAAUAUGAAUUUUGGGAUUGAUUUCAAAGACAAAGGUGAUACUACUUGUUCCCAAACUAACUGUACUGAAGAAGAAUCUCUUGUCCAAGCUUCAACAGAUGCGACAGUUGGUGGUCCUCGUAGAAAAGUACUUGCAUCAUUCAGCUGGCCUAGUCAAUUAUACCAAUGCCAAUUUUUGUCAGAACGAGUCUCUAUCAGUCAUUGAUGGUUUAAGAAAUCCAACAUGGAGAGAGUGGAGCUUUCAAAGAGCAGGAUUUGCUGGCAAGGAAUUUGAAGAUAUUUCAGGGUAUGAGUCACUCAAAAUAAGAAAUAAAUCCAAUGAACUAGACAGAAGAAAGGAGUCAUGUGCUUCGGGAAAAGAUGUUAAUCACAAUGAAAUACAAAGUCGUCUUGAGCACUUGAAGUUGAAACUUUCAUCUGUACUGCAGACAUUGAGGUCUAAUGUUACCGAGGUUUCAUCACAGGAGGGUGAUGGAAGUUCCACGGACAGUUUCCAUAAGCUUUCUGAUGCUUGGGAGUUCCAGGAAAAUGAAAUAUUGAAUGCCCAGGACAGUUUGCGAUCACUACGGGCAAGGCUGGCAGUUUUAGAAGGGAAGAUGGCAUUGGCAAUAAUAGAUGCACGGAAGACUGUGGACGAGAAACAUAAAAGGAUUGAUCAUGCUCGUAGAGCUUUACAACUUCUUCGUACUGCUUGCAUAGUAUGGCCUAAUUCUGGAUCAGAGGUGCUGUUGGCAGGAUCAUUUGAUGGGUGGACAACCAAGAGAAAGAUGGAGAAAUCGAGUGGUGGUGUUUUUUCUGUACACUUGAAGUUGUAUCCAGGGAAAUACGAGAUUAAAUUCAUCGUUGAUGGUGAAUGGAAGCUUGAUCCCUUGCGCCCUAUCGUUAACUACAAUGGAUUUGAGAACAAUCUACUUAUCAUCACAUGAGGAGGCCAGACUUCUAGAGGCAUACAGUGGGCAUGGUAAGAUCAUUCAUCACAAAAAUGGUAACAUAGGAUUAAAUGCAUUUGAUUUUUCUUUUUUAGUUUCCUUAUUGUA
Messenger RNA from Hibiscus syriacus, 1181 nucleotides. RefSeq names its product protein PTST homolog 2, chloroplastic-like. The transcript has 8 exons. NCBI's taxonomy places the organism in Eukaryota, Viridiplantae, Streptophyta, Magnoliopsida, Malvales, Malvaceae. The record is from RefSeq and is a predicted model, not a curated record. The coding region runs from base 243 to 1070 and encodes 275 amino acids.